Messenger RNA from Dracunculus medinensis (Guinea worm), 1434 nucleotides. The record is from the annotation of a GenBank genome assembly. NCBI's taxonomy places the organism in Eukaryota, Metazoa, Nematoda, Chromadorea, Rhabditida, Dracunculidae.
AUGGGUACCAGCUCAGAAGAAUGGAAGACAUCGACGAAGCGCGAUACUCUUAUUGGUAUGCAACAAGAAGUUGAUAAUCUGCUAAAAACAGCUGCACCAGAUAAUCGAAAUUUGAUCGAAAAAGAAUUGAAUGCCUUUAAGAUUCUUUUUAAACGCUAUUUGAAAGAACGAAGUUUCAUCGAUUGGGACUUAAUACAGCCACUACCUGAUAAAGCUAUAAUUUCUUAUGACCAAUUAAAAUCGGUUGAUUUGGAUGAAAAGGUUAUUGCUGAUCGUUUAAAUCAACUUGUUGUUGUUAAAUUAAAUGGUGGUUUGGGUACAUCGAUGGGUUGCAAAGGUCCAAAAUCAGUUAUUGCUGUUCGAAACGAUCUUACGUUUCUUGAUCUUACAUUACAACAAAUCCAGCAAAUAAAUCGUACUUACAACGUUAAUGUACCCCUCGUGCUUAUGAAUUCGUUUAACACUGACGAUGAUACGAAGAGACUGUUGCGUAAAUACGUAAACGUUCAUGUCGAUGUACAUUCGUUCUGCCAAUCGAGAUAUCCUAGAAUAUUCCGGGAAUCAAUGAUGCCAAUCGUUAAGAAUGUUACUGACAAUGAUACUGAAGGCUGGUAUCCUCCCGGCCAUGGUAAUUUUUAUGAAUCUUUUUACAAUUCCGGAUUGUUGGACAAAUUUUUAAAUGAAGGCAAAAAAUUCUGCUUUUUAUCAAAUAUCGACAACAUGGGAGCAACAGUUGAUCUUAACAUACUUAAUUAUAUAACGGAAGAAAAAGAUGAUGAACAACUUGAAUUUAUCAUGGAGGUUACCGACAAAACUCGAGCUGAUAUAAAGGGUGGUACACUUAUUCAGUAUGAAAAUCGCUUGAUGCUUUUGGAAAUAGCACAAGUGCCUAACGAAUAUGUGGAUGAAUUUAAAAAUGCAAUAAAGCGUGUUGUUGAAAACAAAGAAUUGGAUUUGGAAAUAAUAGUUAAUCCAAAACAUCUUGAUCGUGGUAUUGAUGUUCUUCAGCUGGAAACUGCUGCUGGUGCUGCUAUAAAAAAUUUUAGAGGAUCUCGUGGGAUCAAUGUGCCUCGUUCGCGUUUUCUUCCGGUAAAAAAAACUUCGGAUUUGUUGUUAUUGAUGUCGAACUUAUAUGAUAUAAAUAGUGGCAGUCUUACUCUCAGCAAACUUCGCUCGUUUCCUACAACACCGUUUGUUAAAUUGGGUAGCAGCUUUGAUAAGGUCAGUGAAUUUCUUAAACGAUUUCAAGGAAUCCCAGAUUUGCUUGAGCUCGACCACCUCACUGUUUCAGGCGAUGUUUGGUUUGGAAGAGAUGUGACUUUAAAAGGAACGGUAAUAAUUCUUGCAAAUCAUGGUGAUCGUAUUGAUAUUGCGCCGGGAACAAUAUUAGAAAAUAAGAUUGUUUCAGGAAAUCUAAGAAUUUUAGAUCAUUAA